AUGAAAAGUCGUAGAUACAAGACCCAAAAGUUUAUCGAGCAGGCGAAAAACAACAAGAAAGACAAUGCCGCUGCAACUACUGUCCCAGCAAUAACACCGACUGUGCAAAAGCCUCAGUGCGAAGAUACAGCUGCUAAUAUUGAUCUGUCAAAUCAUUGCCCAUUGGGUCAAGUCUACGGUGGUACAGACUACGGUCAUGUUACAAUGUCCCAGACAACAGCCUUAACCAAACAAGAUGUUCUUUUCCACGUCUCUCUCUACAACGCGCAGCAAAUUCAUCGGCAGCAGCCAAGAUUAGCCGAAGCAGCUUCACCGCAGCAAGAGCAUCAGGACCAGCAACAGGACCAGCAGCUACAACAACAGCAGCAAUAUAUUGAUCUUGAAACGCUUACAGUCAAGGACCUAAAACUACCCAAGCCAUUCACAAUCACACACGAACAGAUCCAUGAAGCGACGAAAACAAAAAAGUUCAUGGUGAGGCAGGAGAACCGGCUGAAGAAGUUUACAUACUUAGCUUAUCUUGCUUUAAUGUUUAUGAACAACUUUGAUACACAGCCUGAGAAUGAAGAAGUGCGGAAUGCUCUCCACGACUUACAAGAAAACUGCUUCGUUGGCAUCUGCGAUCCAGUGGAAACCUUCAAAAGGCAAAAAGUCAGGCUACAGCAUGUCGACGUUCUACGCAAGUUUUAUUAUUCCAACGCUGCCCUCAAUGAACACCGUCACCGCGAAAUUGCUACAAGUCGUCUUUAUACGCAACUUGCGACAAAGGAACGCCAAAAACCUGCGUCCUGUCAUAAUUUGUUGUCCGGUGGUAUUGCAGGAUGAAUAUUGAACUAGUCAAACCUGUCCUUCUGCUAAUGUCCACUGGUGAUGGCAACGGCAACCAAGGCUACAAAAAACGGUAAAAUCAAGGCAGUGAAGGUCCAUGGCGCUCUCCAAUGUGUCAACCCGGAUUGCCCUGCGGUGCGUGUCGGGUACACUACCUUUAGUCGUGAUUCUCUCUCGAGUACGGCCAUGAUCUUCGCUGCUGUUACCCAGUUAUUCUCCCCUACCAA
Zychaea mexicana is the source of this 1055-nucleotide messenger RNA. RefSeq lists its product as uncharacterized. The transcript has 5 exons. The record is from RefSeq and is a predicted model, not a curated record. Lineage: Eukaryota; Fungi; Mucoromycota; Mucoromycetes; Mucorales; Lichtheimiaceae. Bases 1 to 825 code for a protein of 274 amino acids.